AUGGACGGCCGAUACAUCUCACUCAAAGUGAAGGAUUGGCCCUGCACGGAUGACUUUGCCGAGUACCAGCCUGCUCGAUAUUCAAAUCUGAUGGCUAAUCUGCCCAUCUGGCAAUACACUCAUCGGGAUGGACAGCUUAAUCUAGCCGCUCGUCUUCCUUCCUUCUUUGUAAGGCCUGAUCUAGGACCAAAGCUCUACAUCGCCUACGGCAUGGCAAGACAAACAUCUGUAAGUUUAUUGCAUCACCAAACAUCAAAAACGCUUGUGCAACUGUAA
Molecule: messenger RNA, 276 nt
Organism: Protopolystoma xenopodis
Lineage: Eukaryota; Metazoa; Platyhelminthes; Monogenea; Polystomatidea; Polystomatidae
Source: the annotation of a GenBank genome assembly